This is a messenger RNA of Trichosurus vulpecula (common brushtail), 1137 nucleotides long. It is a transcript of the gene TNFSF14, whose product is annotated as TNF superfamily member 14. NCBI's taxonomy places the organism in Eukaryota, Metazoa, Chordata, Mammalia, Diprotodontia, Phalangeridae. Gene Ontology annotation, cellular component: membrane. The record is from RefSeq and is a predicted model, not a curated record. Gene Ontology annotation, biological process: immune response. Gene Ontology annotation, molecular function: tumor necrosis factor receptor binding. The transcript has 4 exons. The coding region runs from base 353 to 1075 and encodes 240 amino acids.
GCCUCGGUUUGCCUGCCCACCUGUCAGGGAGGCCUAGCCAGAGCACAUGUGGUAAGCAGCUGGUUUCCUCUUAAGAACCUAUAGCCCCAGGGUCGUGCCAGUGCAUUCAUCAGACAGCCAACAGGAUACCCACACCGUCACCAUCACAGGCUUCCUCUAAGUCGCACAUCAGGUACUUUCCAGGCCCUCACUACUUGGGCAUUAGAGCUGGCCACAAGAACUGGCCCUUUCCUGGGCUGGAGGCCAAGUAAGAUUCCUAAGAAUUGAGCCUGGGCAGGUUCCUGGGCAUUAAGAUUGGGCACCAAAGCUGGAGACUUACUCAGUAGCUGUGGUUCCAGAGAGCAGAAGAGCCAUGGGAGAUCCAGUGAUUCAUCCAUCAGUGUUCAUUGUGGAUGGACAGACAGAUGUGCCCCUCCCCCGGCGGGGAGGGAGCAGGCAGCGGACAUGUCAGAGAACACAGCUGUGCCUGGGGCUCCUACUGCUACUGGCGUUGGCUGGUGUAGCUAUCGAAGGGUAUUUCCUAUGGAGAUUCCAUUGGGACCUGAUGGCCCUCAGCCUUCGGCUACCGAAAGAGGAGGGCUCCUUGGAGAAGCUGGUUCAGGAGCGGAGAUCCUAUCAGAACAAGCCAGCAGCUCACCUCACAGGGGCCAACUCAAGCCUGGCAGUGAGGGGUGGACCACUGCUCUGGGAGGCCCAUUUGGGCCUAGCUUUUCUUCGAGAUCUGGACUAUCGAGCAGGAUCACUGGUGUGCACCCAGCCUGGCUACUAUUACAUCUACUCAAAGGUGCAGCUUGGCGGUGUUGGAUGUCCAGAAGGGUCAGCGACUGGUGGACCUGUUACCCACGGGCUCUACAAGCGCACACCCCGAUACCCCGAGGAGCUGGAGCUGCUGGUCAGCCGUCGGUCCUCCUGUGGCUGGGCGGGGGACUCGGCCAGGGUCUGGUGGGACAGCAGUUUCCUGGGUGGUGUGGUCCACCUUGAAGCUGGUGAGGAAGUCUUUGUCCGAGUGCUAGAAGAGAGACUGGUCAGGGUCAAGGAUGGGACCCGCUCCUAUUUUGGGGCCUUCAUGGUUUAAGGUGCCUCAGUUUUUCCAUCUACAAAACAAGGGAUUUGGAUUAGAUAAUCUCUAUGCUUUCU